Molecule: messenger RNA, 450 nt
Organism: Ambispora gerdemannii
Lineage: Eukaryota; Fungi; Glomeromycota; Glomeromycetes; Archaeosporales; Ambisporaceae
Source: the annotation of a GenBank genome assembly
AUGCUCGACCCAAAUCAAUUGCUUGGCGGACUUUUGAUAAAAGACAUUAACAAAUUAGAAAAAGUUAGUGAAAACUGUUCCUUUGCUUAUCCCGAAAUUACUUUCAAGGUUAUUAAUCAAUUUAAAGAGGGUCAUGGAGAAGGCAAUGAAGGACGAUUGUCCUACCAAGAAAGUUUUUCAAAAUAUGGAAGUUAUACGCAUAUUCUAGAAAUUGAGCCAUUAGAAUUAGGAAUCGAAGGAAUGGAUUCGAUUACCAAAAUAAUUUUUCAAUUUGCUGAACCGACUCAGCGCGUCUCUUUUAAGCCACUAACAAAAUCUAAAUUGUAUAAAAGUAACAUUCUAACUGAAUCAGUAGGAAAAACUUUUACCAUGCGAGUUAAAAAAAAAACAGGAAAUGACAAUCAGCCUACUAAUUCAAUGCUAAGAAAUUCACAAAACAAGGAUUUUUUG